Molecule: messenger RNA, 1949 nt
Organism: Acipenser ruthenus (sterlet)
Lineage: Eukaryota; Metazoa; Chordata; Actinopteri; Acipenseriformes; Acipenseridae
Product: equilibrative nucleoside transporter 3-like
Exons: 7
Coding region: 402-1796 (464 amino acids)
Biological process (GO): nucleoside transmembrane transport
Cellular component (GO): Golgi apparatus; plasma membrane
Molecular function (GO): nucleoside transmembrane transporter activity
Source: RefSeq, a predicted model, not a curated record
ACGCCUGGUCUUGCGUUCUGACGAGAAUGCUCCCUCUCUGUGUGCGAUUGCGAGUUCUGUUCACGGAAGUGUUAGGUCUCAUUGCUGCUGAGAUGUUUAUGAAUAUGCAUCUGAGAAGAGAACAGGAUCCGCCGAUACAACACAGACCUUAGCGACACAGGUCGGGUUCGUUACCAUUUACUGAAUCUAUAAAACGCAGCUCAGCCAAUCGAUUGUGUGUAUAUGUAGAGUCAUCGGUUUACAGAGAAGUUGGGCCUCUGAUCUCCAGAUAGACCUCAGCUGUGGAGUGUGAUCCCAUCCUAGAAUGAGUUCCUGAGCCUGGGCAUACCACACCCGGUCACUCCCUGUCCACUGGAGAGGGUAAGAAGCAGCUGCUGGGACAUCUGCUAAGUUAAGUCACGAUGGAGGAGUCGGAAGCCCUCACAGGCAGUGUGAACUCUGCCUACCUGUCCCCAGUGGAGUCAGGGGACGAGGAAGAGGAAGAGGAGGAGGACCAGUCCCCCCUGCUGACUGAGCAUACCCCGGCCCGAAGCCUGUACACCGCAGCUGGAGACAAACCCCAGGACCACUACAACCUGGUCUACAUCAUCUUCUUCAUCCUUGGGGUUGGCUCACUGCUGCCCUGGAACUUCUUCAUCACAGCCAAACAUUACUGGCUGUACAAGCUGACCAACAGCUCGUCCCCCAGCCACAGCUCCGACCUGAGCAAUUACUUUGAAAGCUACCUCUCUAUAGCAUCCACUGUGCCCUCUGUUCUGUGCCUGUUGCUCAACUUCAUCUUGGUUAAUAAGGUCUCUUCUGCAGUGCGGGUGCUGAGCUCCUUGGCGGUGAUGCUGGUGAUAUUCGUGAUCACCACGGCUCUGGUCAAAGUGGACACAUCGGCGGUGAUGCAGGAGUUCUUCGUGGCCACGCUGGUGUGUGUGGCCGUGGUCAGCGGGGCCUCCAACAUCUUCACGGGCAGCCUGUUUGGAGUGAGCGGAAGAUUCCCCAUGCGCAUCUCACAGGCGCUCAUCUCCGGGCAGGCGAUGGGCGGGACUCUGUGUGCUGUCGCCUCAGUGGUGGAUCUCGCGGCGGCCGCUGAUGUCACAGACAGCGCGCUGGCGUUCUUCCUGUUAGCUGAUGUGUUCGUGGUGCUGUGUAUCGUCAUGUACCUGCUCCUGCCUCGACUCACCUACUGCAGGUACUACAUGCAGAGCCCCGAGGAGAGAGCGUCGCCCCCCUGUGGUGUCUCUGGGAAUGGCACCCCCUCCGUCCCGCCCUUGCGCCCUAUCCUGCAGCGGACCGCGGUUCUGGGUCUCUGCGUCUUCUAUGUCUUCUGCGUCUCCAUUGUGGUGUUCCCGGCCAUCUCUUCCGGCAUCGAAUCCGUGAGCAAGGACACGGGCAGUCCCUGGACCACCAAGUACUUCACCCCGCUCACCAGCUUCUUUCUGUACAACGUGGCGGACUUCUGUGGGCGCCAGAUCACAGCCUGGGUCCAGGCUCCGGGGCCCAAGAGCCGGCUCCUGCCCGCCCUGGUGGCCCUUCGCACAGUCUUCGUGCCGCUCUUCAUAUUCUGCAACUACCAGCCCCGCGGCCACAUCCCCACCGUGCUGUUUGCCCAGGAUGUCUACCCCGUGGUGUUCGUCUCCCUCCUGGGCCUCUCCAAUGGCUACCUGGGCACCCUGCCUAUGAUCUACGGGCCCAAGAUGGUGCAGAAGGAGCUGGCGGAGGCGGCGGGCGUGGUCAUGUCCUUCUUCCUGACGCUCGGGCUGGCAGCCGGGUCUGCCUUUUCGGUUCUGAUCGUGCAUUAUAUAUAACAUAUGUUUUAAAGGAUGGCGUUUUAAAAAAGAAAAAAAAAAAGUUUUUUUUUUUUUUUAAUUAAUGUUUUCAGCAUUUUCUUAUCUCCAGCAAGUAAGAAAAACCUGUUAUGUUUGGACAAUAUUAUCAAAAAUAUGAAUCCUUAUCUUUUA